UGUUUCUACUACUGCUGCUGCUGCUGCUGCGCUGUGUGCGACUGAGCUGUAAGAGGAGGAGAAAGUGUUUUGUGCUGGUGUUUUUGCCCGGAUAAACGCAUGAAACCGCCGGCAUGUGUGUGUUAAGAGUUGUAGUCUGCCGAGCGCAUUGCAGCUUUUCUAGAUCUCUCUUGAGAAUGACCAUCCAGAAUGGCUCCGUGAUAUCUGCCAGAGACUGCUCUCAGGCAGGGAGUAAGAGAAACACACUGAGAUGGGACCUGACCCCAGGUGACAUCAGGAUCAGGACUGACAGCCUGAUCAAGAGAGUAAAGGCGGUCUAUGAUGACAUUGGAUCUCUAAAAAUAGAAAAUGUUUCAGUUGAAAACACCCUGAAAGCCUUGGCUAAUGCCAAACUGGAUUAUGCAUCAUCACUCCAUGUUCUUGAUUUCCCUCAGUAUGUUUGUCCUUCUAAAGAGGUUCGGACAGCGAGCACAGAGGCAGAUAAGAAACUGUCUGAGUUUGAUGUGGAGAUAAGUAUGAGGGAAGAUGUGUUUCAGCGAAUUACUGCCUUGCAGAAAAAGGUCCAGGACAACCUCUCACCUGAAGAAAAGCGAUUCUUAGACAGACUUGUGACAUUAGGCAAGCGGAAAGGACUGCACCUGUCUAAAGAUGUACAAGAGGAAAUAAAAAGAACCUCCAAGCUUAUAAGUGAACUCUCCAUAGAGUUUAACAAGAAUCUGAAUGAGGACACGACGUUUCUUGUUUUUUCUGAGCAGGAGUUGAGUGGGCUAGCUGACAGCUAUCUCAAUGGACUGGACAAGUCAGCAGAUGGGCAGUAUAAAGUGACACUUGAAUAUCCCCAUUACUACCCCCUGAUGAAGAGAUGUCACAAUCCUGAGACCAGGAGAAAGAUGGAAACAGCUUUUCACAGCAGGUGUAAAGAGGUAAACACAGCAAUCCUUGAACAAUUAAUACAGCUGAAGGCAAAGGUCGCAGACUUACUUGGUUACAGGAGCCAUGCGGACUAUGUGCUAGAGAUUAACAUGGCCAAGAAUGCAAGCAACGUGUCUGACUUCCUAGACACAUUCUAUGAAACACUGAAGCCCAUUGGAAUCAAGGAGAGGAAAUAUAUUCUUGCUCUAAAGAAGCGGGAGUGUUUGAUGAAGGGCUACCAGUUUGAUGGACAGAUCAAUGCCUGGGAUUUACCCUACUACAUGAAUCAAGUAGAGCAGUGCAAGUUUGCAGUGAACAAGGACAAACUGAUCGAGUACUUCCCACUCGACGUGGUGACAGAAGGACUGUUUGGUAUCUACCAGGAGCUGCUGGGUCUCAAGUUCACAGAGGUGGAACAUGCUCAUGUGUGGCAUGAAAAUGUCAAGCUUUAUUCAGCCUGGGACUCUGAAACAGGAGAGGAGAUUGGCCAGUUCUACCUGGACUUGCAUCCAAGGGAAGGAAAGUUUGGCCACGCCGCCUGCUUUGGGCUUCAGCCCGGCUGCAGAGGACCUGAUGGAAAACGCAGGCUUCCAGUGGCGGCUAUGGUGGCUAACUUUACCAAGCCCAGAAAAGGCUGGCCCUCGCUCCUCCAGCACCAUGAAGUGGAGACUUAUUUUCACGAGUUUGGACAUGUUAUGCAUGAGCUCUGCUCCAAGACCACUUUCUCAGAGUUCAGUGGAACCCAGGUGGAGACAGACUUUGUGGAGGUGCCUUCGCAGAUGCUUGAGAACUGGGUUUGGGAAAAGGAGCCGCUGAGAAGAAUGUCUCGCCACUACAAGGAUGGCACCCCGAUCCCAGACAGUCUGCUUGACAAACUGAUUGCAUCCAGAGUCGCCAACACUGGAAUGAUGAACCUGCGUCAGGUAGUCCUCGGUAAGGUGGACCAAUGGCUACACACCAGCCCUCAUGCAGAUACAGCUGAUGUGUUUGCAAAGCACUGCAAGGACAUCCUGGGUGUUCCUGCUACACCAGGCACCAAUAUGACGGCCAGUUUCAGCCACUUGGUUGGAGGAUAUGAUGGUCAGUACUACAGCUAUCUGUGGAGUGAAGUCUACUCCAUGGACAUUUUUUUCAGCCGUUUUAGAAAAGAAGGCAUUAUGAAUCCAAAGGUUGGAAAAGAGUACAGAAGGGUGAUUCUGGAGGCUGGUGGCUCUGUGGAUGGAGUGGACAUGCUGAAAACCUUUCUUGGACGUAGCCCAUGUCAAGAUGCCUUCUUUCAGUGCAAAGGACUAAUUAAGUCACAGGAAACACAAACGCUGUAAUUUGAUAUUUUCUUAAAGAAUCCUUUUAUCAAAGGAAGACAUAUUUUAAGUUGUAAAAAUAUAUGGAUUUACUUGAAGUGUAAUAUUACUGUGUUUAAGCUUUCUACUCGAUGAUUUGCACCUGUUGUAUUUGUUCAGAUGUACAGUAAAUUGUGGAGGGUCCUCAUGAUAGUAUGUAAAAUAGGCUUUUUUUCACAGCAAACUUUUUUUUAUGUGUUUUUUUUUUUUUCCCCCAGGUCAUGGAACACGGGUAAACCUUUUACUAAACAUGCGUAGAUAUGAACCACCUCCCGAUUAAAUACUUUAAACUGAAUUAGGCCAUGUCGUAUACACAGUGAGGAGGUGUGCAUGUGAUUUAAAUGAUCCUGCCAAGCAUCCUCAGAGAGCUCCACUCACAGGUCCCUUUCCCAAGUAGUUUUUGUUUCAUCCCAGGAUGUCUGUUUUAAUUCUUGUAUCACUGUGUAAAUUGUAGAAAUAUCUGUCUCAAGGGGCUCCGCUCUGAAAUAAAAUCUAAUUGUUGUCUGGGUACUGGGUUAGACAAUGAGGGAUACUAUUUUGGCAAAACUACUGACUGAAAGGGAAGCUACAAAAAUGGGAUCUGGGUAUGAUAUGGUCUUUAGUAAGGGCUUUAAAGGAGGUAAAUGUCUUGUCUGUAAAAAGAUCACAGAAAAACACCGGUCCAUUUCUGUGCUAGUAGUAAAAUUUGUCAUCUGACACAGAUGGUGGGUAGAAUUGAUUAUUUGCUACUGGAAAAAGACCACCAGCAUAUCUUAAUCCAAAAUGCUUCCCAAACUGUAACUUUAUCCUGAGUGAAGCUAUGACCCUGGGUUUGUUAAUAGGGAUUCAUGAUAAUAUCAAUAUGUCAUUGGUAUCGGUUGAUAUUGGCUUUAAAAUGAGCUCAGAAUUAGCCAAUAUGCUUUUUCUUAAUUUACACAAUGAGUAAAUAUAUACACUGAAAAGCAUUGUAUUUCAUGUCUCCAUCUGCUGGUGGGCCAUCAUGAUAGGAGUGUGCAUGCACAAUAUGAUGUUAAUUCCACCACAUGAAACAAAAAGGUAGAUAUAUUGCUAUCGGUUAUGGGCCAAAUAAGUUGUUAAAUAUCGGCUUAUCGGAUAUUGACAAAAAAUUCAAUAUUAUGCAUCCCUCCUUAUUAGUGGCAUUUUAUGGUUAUGCGGUGGUGGAGAGGUGAGUAUUGGUAGAGGAUUGGAUGAAAGUUUCAUGUGAACCCAGUUUGGGCCCUAUUUAUUGUCAUACAUAGAUACCCAUUAGAAACUUUAGAACUUGUCAUAGCAAGACAAGCACAGGUGUUACUAAUAAGAAUUGAUGGAUUUGUAACAUUCAAGUGUUUCAGUAAGCUGUGGCAAAAAAACAGCAUGCACAAUAACCAUUACACUGAAAAAAAUGCUACUCUAACAAACUUCUGAAAAGUGAAAUAGCAUUUUCAGAAAUUACCUAAGACUGUUGUUGUAAAGUCUUACAUUCAAUACAGGGUUUGUAAACUUCACAUAUUUUGUAAGAUGGUGUACAAAACCUUUGUGUUAAUGCCUGUGAUAAAUCUGUAUCAGUUACCUCCUUCAAAAGAAUUACUGAAAUAUCUCCAGAACCAGAGGAGGAAAAGGUACUGAUUACCAUAUUGUGGAAGAAGGAUAGUUGCUUAUUUUGGGGACCUAUUAAAAUUCCCCUGCAAGAAAUAAAGUUAUAUAUACACCAGGGGGCGCCAUAUGAUAGCAAAUGCUGGUAUGUGAGUUUAACAUAGUAACGAAUAAACAAUGUUAUCGCUGGCAUAACACUUUCUAUGCCGAGGAUUACUUUUUCCUUUUAUUUAAAUAAAAUAACGUACUCCUUACUAUCAUGAAUCGUCAAACUGGUGUAAAUAGUGCCAACACUUAUGUAUAUGUAUACAUGUAGUUUGUUUAAAAUAAAAUAUCUUGUGUUU
Epinephelus fuscoguttatus (brown-marbled grouper) is the source of this 4168-nucleotide messenger RNA. RefSeq names its product neurolysin (metallopeptidase M3 family) (gene nln). Bases 114 to 2234 code for a protein of 706 amino acids. Gene Ontology annotation, biological process: peptide metabolic process; proteolysis. The record is from RefSeq and is a predicted model, not a curated record. Gene Ontology annotation, molecular function: metalloendopeptidase activity. The transcript is spliced from 13 exons. NCBI's taxonomy places the organism in Eukaryota, Metazoa, Chordata, Actinopteri, Perciformes, Serranidae. Gene Ontology annotation, cellular component: mitochondrial intermembrane space.